UGGUGCCUCGUGAUUAAAGAGGAAAAUGAGAAGAUUUCUGAGGCCUGGACAUGAUACCGUAAGAGAGAGGCUAAAGCGUGACCUUUUCCAGUUUAACAAGACGGUUGAACAUGGUUUUCCUCAUCAGCCAAGUGCCCUGGGCUACAGUGCUUUCUUCCACCUUAUGGCUAUUGGGACCCGGGCAGGAGCCAUCAAAAUUUAUGGUGCUCCAGGAGUGGAAUUCAUGGGCUUACAUGAAGAGACCAACACUGUCAUGCAGAUACAUUUCAUUCCUGAACAGUGCCGCUUAGUGACCCUACUGGAUGAUAACAGCCUGCAUUUAUGGACCCUGAAACAUUCCCAUCAUGGUACAUCAGAGCUUCAGGAGGAAAGACAUUUCACACUCCGUGGGCCUCCUGGUUCCCCUCCAAGUGCUACCCAAAUAACAGCAAUCCUGGCACAUUCUUCUCAAGAACUUCUGUAUCUUGGUACUGAAAGUGGUAAUGUGUUUGUGGUAGAGCUCCCAUCCUUCAGGGUGCUAGAAGACCAGAUCAUCAGUCCAGAAGAAGUAUUACAAAGAGUGCCAGAAGAUUAUCGGAACAGGAGGUCCCUAGAAUUGGUAGAAGUGUUACGGGAACAUCCUCGGAAUCCCAAUCAGAUUUUGAUUGGUUACAGCAGGGGCCUCAUUGUUCUCUGGGAUUUGAUAAAUAAGAAAGCAACACAUCAUUUACUUGGCAAUCAGCAAUUAGAAAAUCUCUUCUGGAUGAGGGAUGGCCAUCAUAUCAUCAGUUGCCAUUAUGAUGGGAGCUAUACACAGUGGCCUAUUUCAAGCGAUGAUAGGCAGCCUGAGCCUUUGGAAAGCAAAGUACAUUACGGUCCCUUCCCUUGUAAGGCCAUUUCAAAAAUUUACUGGCUCACAACAAAGAAUGGGCUCCCUUACCUCAUAUUCCAAGGAGGGAUGCCUCGAGCCAGCUACGGUGACCGGCAUAGCAUCACUGUUGUUCAUGGCAGUCGGCAGAUUGCCUUUGACUUCACAUCACGGGUGAUAGAUUUCUUUGUCAUUGCCGGUGCUGAAUCAUUUGCAGAGUUUGACGACCCUUCUGCCAUGCUGGUACUGGCAGAAGAAGAACUAGUAGUAAUAGACCUGAAGUCUCCUGGCUGGCCAUCUAUCCAACCUCCGUAUCUUGCAUCUCUCCACUGCUCGGCCAUCACAUGUUCUCACCAUGUCUCCAACAUUCCUCUAAAAUUGUGGGAAAGGAUCAUCAAUGCUGGGAACAAGCAGAACGUUCAGUUUUCUAAUAUGCCCUGGCCAAUUAAUGGGGGUAUCAGCAAGGCUCCAGAUCCUCCCCAGCGGGAUUUACUGCUCACUGGGCACGAGGAUGGCACAGUGCGCUUCUGGAAUGCAUCUGGUGUGUGUCUGAACCUCCUGUAUAAACUGACCACAGUGAAGGUGUUUCUCACUGAUGCAGAUCUCAAUGACAAUAUGAACCAGCUGGGAGAGGAUGAAUGGCCUCCACUGCGCAAGGUUGGCUCCUUUGACCCUUAUAGCGAUGACCCCAGACUUGGGAUCCAGAAGAUCUUCUUAUGCAAAUACAGUGGCUAUUUAGCUGUAGCAGGGACAGCAGGACAGGUCCUUGUCAUGGAACUGAACGAUGAAGAAGCAGAACAAGGGAUUGAUCACGCAGAAGCAGACUUUCUCCAGGACCAGGAAGGCUACAAGUGGAAGGGUCACGAACGCCUGAAAACUAGGGACGGGCCUGUCCGGUUUGAGCCAGGCUUUCAGCCAUUUGUCCUGGUCCAAUGUCAGCCUCCAGCAGUCGUCACAUCACUGGCCCUUCAUUCAGAAUGGAAACUUGUGGCCUUCGGUACAAGCCAUGGGUUUGGGCUGUUUGAUCAUCAGCAGAAGCGGCUGGUUUUUGUGAAGUGCACCCUCCAUCCUAAUGAUCACCUGGCCUUAGAAGGCCCGCUUUCCAGGGUGAAGUCCUUAAAGAAGUCUCUCCGCCAGUCCUUCCGCAGGAUACGAAGGAGCAGAGUGUCAAAUCAGAAGCGGCCAACGGCCCAGGAGGGAAUUUCCAGGCAUCACCGCGAUGCAUUACAAGAAAUUGAAUUAGCUCCAGUCCAACGAAAGAUUGAAGCACGAUCAGCAGAGGACUCUUUCACGGGCUUCGUGCGCACCUUAUAUUUUGCUGACACCUUCCUAAGAGACAGUUCUCGGCACAGUCCUUCUUUGUGGGCAGGUACCAAUGGGGGCACAGUGUACGCUUUCUGCUUGCGCAUUCCUCCAGCAGAGAGAAGAACGGAUGAGCCUGUGAGAGCUGAGCAGGCCAAAGAGAUCCAGCUAAUGCAUAGAGCUCCAGUUAUUGGCAUUAUUAUUCUGGAUGGCCAAAGUACUCCUCUUCCUGAACCACUUGAAGUAGCACAUGAUCUCUCCAAAAGUCCCAACAUGCAAGGUUGUCAUCAGCUUCUUGUAGUGUCUGAAGAACAACUUAAGGUUUUCACAUUGCCCAAAGUGGUCUCCAAAUUGAAGCUGAAACUCACAGCUCUGGAAGGCUCCAGGGUGCGGAAGAUGGCUGUUGCCAACUUCAUCAGCGCUAAGACUGAGCAUAGUGAGAAUGACUUGGCUGUUCUGACAAACCAGGGAGACAUCCAGAUUAUCUCUCUGCCUUCGCUUAAAAUCCAAGCUCGUUAUCCCUGUAUUCGCAAGGAGGAUGUGAGUGGCAUUGCUUCCUGUGUGUUCACCCGAUAUGGACAAGGGUUCUAUCUCAUUUCCCCAUCAGAAUUUGAAAGAUUUUCCCUUUCGCCAAAGUGGCUGGUUGAACCUCGAUGUCUCAUGAAUGCAUUGGAAAACAGAGAAAACUGCCAUGGGCACAGCACAUCUGGCACAGAAAAGACUUCAAAGAAAUCGAACAAUAUUAGGGAACCAAGACAAACCUCCGGUGAACCUGUUGGUGAUGAAAGAAUGACUGGUAGGCUGAUGGAACACGCCCUCCUCAAUGAUGAGAAUGUUCUGAAGGAAAUCCAAAGCACUCUGGAAGGUGGGAGAGGGAGUUACUAUAAUAGAAGUUCAGGAAGAAUCCAAGUAGGGCAUACGUUAAGUAAUGGAGGAGAAUGAUUGUGCCUUGGCGUGUCGUUUGUGAGGUUUGGGCAUUUAAAAGGAGUGCCAUAACACUACGGUCAUAGGUACACCAUCGUCAGGUCUGAGAAGCAUCCCCUGGUCAGGGCUUCGGAUAAAAUUGAAGGGCUGCAUCCUUUUUCCUCAUUGUGCCUCACCUGAAGCUCGUACCUAUCUUGAGUUAUCCACCUUGUGAAGAGGCUGGAACCACUCUAGUCUCUUCCUUUUUAUGCCUCUGGAUCUGUGUUUUGCAAUUUUUCAAGUGUUUGCACAAUUUAUUUCCUUUUUAAAUAUAUAUAUAUAUAUAUUUGUACUGGGAUGGGUUUUAAAUUAUAAAAAUUACUGUUUUGGAAGCAGACUUUAAGAAUAAGUACUGCUUCCACUAAGAUUAUUUUUUGUACAUUUUUAAAAUAAUAAUGGGUGUUUAAUAGAGGCAUAUUUUAGAAGUGUGCUUUUUAAAAAAAUGAUUGAAAUAAUAUAUGUCACUUUAAAUCCCUGUGGCUGCUCCAAUGAAGUUUUUGUCGUAUUACAGUACUGUUAAAUGCUUUGGCAGACUGGGUAGAUUAUUUUUGUAGCUGUUCAGAUGUGAGCAAACUAAUCAAAUUUAACUUGAUUUGUAUGGGAACACUACAUUAAUUUUUCUUGAAAUA
Messenger RNA from Protobothrops mucrosquamatus (brown spotted pit viper), 3741 nucleotides. It is a transcript of the gene LLGL2, whose product is annotated as LLGL scribble cell polarity complex component 2. The record is from RefSeq and is a predicted model, not a curated record. Gene Ontology annotation, molecular function: myosin II binding; GTPase activator activity. Lineage: Eukaryota; Metazoa; Chordata; Lepidosauria; Squamata; Viperidae. Gene Ontology annotation, biological process: cortical actin cytoskeleton organization; establishment of spindle orientation; regulation of protein secretion. The transcript is spliced from 25 exons. Gene Ontology annotation, cellular component: cytoplasm; plasma membrane; cortical actin cytoskeleton. Bases 26 to 3091 code for a protein of 1021 amino acids.